AUGAAUAAUAAAAGUAUGUCAUCUCGCAAUUGUUCAUCAUCUAGUGAUAUUUCCCAAUCAAUCAAGUAUCCACGAUUUGAUAAUAUCCAGUUGAAGUGUCUACCAGUUGAUAAUGGUCCAAAUACUAUCCGUUCUGUACCAAAUGCUUGUUUUGCACGCGUUAAUCCAACAGGGGUGGAUAAUCCCCGCUUAGUUGUUUUAUCGCCUGAUGUACUGAAUCUUUUAGACUUAGAAAAUAAUAAAUCUGAAGAAAGAAAUUCAUUAGUUGAAUAUUUAUCGGGUAACAAACUAUGGCCUGGUAGUGAUCCUUCAUCUCAUUGUUAUUGUGGAUAUCAAUUUGGAAGUUUUGCUGGUCAACUUGGCGAUGGUGCUGCGAUUUCUUUAGGAGAAGUGGUCAAUCAAAAGGGUGAACGUUGGGAGUUACAGUUGAAAGGAUCAGGUUUAACUCCAUUUUCUCGACUAGGCGAUGGACGGAAAGUGUUACGCUCUAGUUUGCGAGAAUUUCUUUGUUCCGAGGCUAUGCAUUAUUUAGGUAUACCAACAACACGAGCUGGAUCGGUUAUUACUUCUGAUACUAUGGUUGAGCGUGAUAUUUUCUAUACGGGGGAUAAUAUUCUUGAACGAGCCAGUAUAACUAGUCGAGUGGCUCAAACAUUUAUAAGGUUUGGCUCUUUUGAAAUAACAAAACCACAAGAUCCAAUUACUGGACGUUAUGGACCAAGUUUUGGUAAUUUGGAAAUUGUAUCCCAGCUUACAAAUUAUGUAAUUCAACAGUUUUAUCCCCAUAUUUGGGAAAAGUAUUCACUUUCAAAUUAUGAUGACACGGUUGAUUGUUAUGUGGAAUUUUUUAAAGAAGUUGUUCAACGUACAGCAAAUUUAGUAGCACUUUGGCAAACUGUUGGAUUCUGUCAUGGUGUGUUGAAUACAGAUAAUAUGAGUAUUAUAGGCCUGACAAUUGACUAUGGACCAUUUGGUUUUAUUGAUCAGUUCACAUGGGAUCAUAUCUGUAAUACCUCGGAUCCAGAUGGACGAUAUGCUUAUGCACAACAACCAGUUAUUUGUCUAUGGAAUUGUACACGUUUAGCUGAAUGUUUAUAUCAAGCCUUGAUUGAUCAACAGAGAGUAUUGUCAUCUAAUGAAUCAGACAAAGAAUCUUUAUGCUUUGAUGAUUUGAAAAAGAAAUUUGUUAAUAUUUUACAGCAUGUAUAUAUGCCCUCAUUUGAAAAGACAUAUUUGGAAAGAAUGCGUAAAAAACUUGGUUUACUUCAUCCAGUUGAUCAAAUCGAUGCAGAUCUUGUUCAUAAUUUACUGAACACAAUGGAGAAAACAGGAGCUGAUUUUACAAAUACAUUUCUAGCUCUUGAAGACACUAUAUCACAAGCAUUUAAUAAAUACGGUGAUGCAUUAUUCAACAACACUGCCGAUAGCAAUGAGUGUCCUUUAGAAACAAAUCACCUAUUAGAAGAAUGCUGUUCAUUGUGUCAAUUACAAGAGACUUUUGAACCAAAGAAUACGGAAUUACACCGUCAACUAAUGACAAGAUUUGCUAGUAUGUCUCGAAGUAUGACUGAUAAACUGGAAGAAAAUAAAGUGUUAAAAAGUGGAGAUAGAGAGAAACUUUACAAAGAAAUAGAACAUCUUACUGAGACUGAAAAUCAAGAAAGAAAUGCACGUAUAUGGAAUAAUUGGCUGCAAGAGUAUGCCAAACGUUUGAAAAUUGAUCAUCAGAUGGACAAUAAUGAUGGUAAUAGUGAUAAUAACAAGAUGGAAUUUUCAGAACGUCUACGUCUAAUGAAAUCUGUAAAUCCUCGAAUUGUUUUACGUAAUCAUCUUGCCGAAGAAGCAAUUAAAUCAGCUGAAGAAGGCGAUUAUACUGUAGCUGAAAAGUUAUUCAAUGCAUUAAUUACACCUUAUGAAGAUGCUAAUUUCCCAUCGGAUGGUACACUUGGUCAGAGUUCAACGACUUGCAAAAGCAACAGAAUUCGUCCUCCUGAUUGGUCUCGUGGACUGCGUGUCUCGUGUUCCUCGUAA
Messenger RNA from Trichobilharzia regenti, 2031 nucleotides. The record is from the annotation of a GenBank genome assembly. NCBI's taxonomy places the organism in Eukaryota, Metazoa, Platyhelminthes, Trematoda, Strigeidida, Schistosomatidae.